Messenger RNA from Pipistrellus kuhlii (Kuhl's pipistrelle), 2247 nucleotides. It is a transcript of the gene CUNH6orf89, whose product is annotated as chromosome unknown C6orf89 homolog. Gene Ontology annotation, cellular component: nucleolus; Golgi membrane. The transcript is spliced from 8 exons. The record is from RefSeq and is a predicted model, not a curated record. NCBI's taxonomy places the organism in Eukaryota, Metazoa, Chordata, Mammalia, Chiroptera, Vespertilionidae. The coding region runs from base 158 to 1225 and encodes 355 amino acids.
GUUGAGUCGGGCGGAGCUACUCUAGGCGUGCGGCCGCGCCUGUAGCUUGGAGUCGCUUCCGGGUUGCGCGCCGGAAGCAGGAAGUUAUCGGUUUCCCUUUCUCGCCCGGCGGCUGCGGUCCCCGAGGCGGGAGGAGCCCGAGAGGCGCGGGCCACGUAUGGAUUUUGCAUUGGAAGACAUGGAUCUUGCUGCCAAUGAGAUCAGCAUUUAUGACAAACUUUCAGAGACUGUUGAUUUGGUGAGACAGACAGGCCAUCAAUGCGGCAUGUCCGAGAAGGCAAUUGAAAAAUUUAUCAGACAGCUGCUGGAAAAGAAUGAACCUCAGAGGGGGCCCCACCAGAACCCUCUCCUUACAGCUGUGUAUAAGGUCCUUGCAACCCUGGGAUUAAUCUUGCUCACUGCCUACUUUGUGAUUCAACCUUUCAGCCCAUUACAACCUGAACCAGUGCUUUCUGGAGCGUAUACCUGGCGCUCACUCGUCCAUCACAUCCGGCUGAUGUCCUUGCCCAUUACCAAGAAAUAUAUGCCAGAAAAUAAGGGAGUUCCUCUGCAUGGGGGCGAUGAAGACAGAUCCUUUCCAGAUUUUGACCCCUGGUGGACAAACGACCGUGAGCAGAAUGAGUCAGACCUUAUCCCUGCCAACUGCACUGGUUGUGCCCAGAAAUUACCCCUCAAGUUAGUGCUCCUGGAAGAUGUCCCAAAGGAAUUUGAGAGACUCCAUCCUCUGGUGAUCAAGACGGAACGGCCCCUGUUGUCGGAGGACAUUCAGCAUUUUGUGUGCCAGUACCCUGAGGUGACAGAAGGCUUCGAGGAAGGGUUUUUUGCCAAGUGGUGGCGCUGCUUUCCUCACCGGUGGUUCCCAUUUCCUUAUCCGUGGAGAAGACCUCUGAACAGAUCACACAUUUUACGUGAGCUCUUUCCUGUUUUCACCCACCUCCCAUUUCCAAAAGACGCCUCCUUGAAAAAGUGCUUCUUUCUUCAGCCAGAACCUAUUGUGGGCAGUAAGAUGCAUCGGAUGCAUGACCUGUUCGCCCUCGGCAGCGGGGAGGCCAUGCUGCAGCUCAUCCCGCCCUUCCAGUGCCGCAGACACUGCCACUCCAUGGCCGUGCCGCUGGCGCCCGGCGACAUCGGCUAUGCCGGUGCCGCCCACUGGAAGAUCUACGUUGUAGCCAGAGGGGUCCAGCCGCUGGUCCUCUGUGACGCGACCGCCCUCGCAGAGCCAUAGGAACGCGGUGCGGAGGAACGGUUUGGAGGUGAAGACCGGAUUGACAGGAGGAAAUAAUUAUUUUUUAAAAAACAAUGGAACCACUUUCCAGGGGUUGGCUACUUGGUUCCCUGCCCUGUGCAUGCCUGUGUGAGCCAGCUGCUGGCCAGCGCUCUGCCAGUACCCGUUUGGGAGAGACUGGGCUCCGCCAGGUCUUUUGGCCCCGCAGCCUCAAGGCCACGCUCCCAGCGAGGACUGGAUGGUGCCCCCCUCACAUGCACAGCGACCCCCUCUGCGGCCCAGCCUCACAGCCAUCCUCUGCUGGGCCCUCGUCCGUCUUCCCGGCCGCACCACCCCGUGCUGUCAGGGACACCAUGGCUGAUGAAAGAAGUCAUUGCCGUUUCCCAAACAGAACGAACGACUCGAGGACCACUGAGAGAAGGUCAAAUAGCCUCAAAUCGCACUCAAGAAGUGAACUUGCCCAGCGCCCGUGGCUCUCAGGGUCUCGGCGAUGCCAGGCUGGAGUGGAUUACAAUUGAAACGGUUUCUCCUAAAGUCAUGCUUCUCCAUUUUAUCUUUUGGCUCUUCCCCCUGCUCUUUCCCCCUCCCUCGGCCGCCUGGCUGAGUUCUCAGCACUUAGGCUCCUGGUCCCCCUCCCUGGACAGGCCAGAGACCUUGCCCGCUGAGGCAGCACCAGGGCCGCGGGCUGUGUUCUCUUACCAGUGCCUUCGGGGGGGAGCUAGAUGCUGGCCGGUGGCGGGCGCCUCCCGGGCCUGAUCCUCAGGGUCUGACUGCAGGGAAGAUGUUUUACAGAUGUGUCAAGCUGAUGUAAUGUGGUUGGGGAAGGAAUUCCAGACCCACAGUGUUUGCCAGCUGGGUGUGCGGCUCUGUGGUCCUGUGUUACAAUGGUCUGUCUCUCUGUACUGGGAACAAGGUGAGGUUUUUAUUUUUUGUAACAAUAUACAGCCGGUUCCUUUUGGUUGGAUAAUUCACUAUGCUCGUUGUUUCCCUUAAGUGCUGUAUUAAUCAAAUGAUGUAAAUUA